Messenger RNA from Penicillium oxalicum, 387 nucleotides. RefSeq lists its product as uncharacterized. NCBI's taxonomy places the organism in Eukaryota, Fungi, Ascomycota, Eurotiomycetes, Eurotiales, Aspergillaceae. The coding region runs from base 1 to 387 and encodes 128 amino acids. The transcript has a single exon. The record is from RefSeq and is a predicted model, not a curated record.
AUGGCCAGCAUUUCUUACAGACAAGUGCACCACUCUGAAGGGGAUAGCAGCGACACUGCGCCUUUGCUUCAACGCACUGCCAAAGUCCGGCCGUCGCGAAGGGCCAAGGCUCCCAACUAUGAGAUCCACCAGAAGCAGAGGCCAGCCCCGGAAAUUCUAACCCAGCCGCCCAGGGAGCGUACGGAGACCACUAUCCGAUUGCGGUUUUAUCGGCAGCUCCCCACACCAGAGGCAUGGUGGAUCCCUCGCCCAGCACAGGCUUCCAGUGGUGAAAAGGAAAAUGAAGCAUCCGCAAACCACCGCCAGCCAAAGAAAAUGGGCGACGGGGGACGUGUUCAGCGGGAAUGGAUAAAGCGACUGCGUCCCAUACCUCACCGACGAUACUGA